UUUUACUUACUGGCACUGUAACAACUGCAUCUCAAAUAUCAAAAUAUUAAUCGAAUUAAUCCAUUUUUUUAUAAAAAUAAAAAUUUAGUUUUUGAUCUCAAUGACUGUGAUUCUGUGAUGUAAUAGUUGAUUUGAUUUAGACGGCUAAUACUAUUUCUAGUACUUCUUAACCUUAUUGUGCUAUAAAUUAUAGCCAUUCGUUAUUUCAGUUUUAAUACUUAGUUUACAAAAUAUCACAAUUAUUGUGUCUAUAAUUUUGUUGGAAUAUCGAUGUAAUAAAUAUAUUAUUCUGUUCAAAUACAAGUGGACAAUUUGUUACUUUGUGAAAAAGCACUGAUAUUAUGGAUUGAGACUAACAGAUCCUAAGGACGCAAUAUAUAAAAGAACCAAGACGUUUUGUUAUAAUGGCAAAGGCAACAGUCGUGUUAAGUUUUCAUGAAAUACUCCUUCAUCAAUCGGAUAUUGACCUUCUUGAUGGGCCAUAUUGGCUAAACGAUACUAUUAUAUCAUUUUAUUUUGAAUAUCUCGAACGAGCGUUAUUUAGUACUGCAAGUGAAUUUUUGUUUGUAUCACCAGAAGUUACACAAUGUAUUAAAAUGGUACAAACAGAGGACAUAAAAAUAUUUUUAGAUCCACUUCAUAUAAAUGAAAAGAAGUUUGUAUUUUUUGCACUCAAUGAUAAUAACUCACCUGACAGAGCAGGUGGAUCACAUUGGAGUCUGCUAGUAUAUUCUAGGCCAGAAUGUUGUUUCUUCCACCUUGACUCUUCGUCAGGGAGCAACCAUAAUGUGGCUUGGGAGUUUGCUAGUCACUUAAUUACAUAUUUAUCAAAUGGAUCCAUCAACUUUGUUGACAAAGAAUGUGUUCAACAAAGUAAUGGGUAUGAUUGUGGAGUUCAUGUAAUCAGCAACACAGAGAGUCUUGCUGAGUAUGCUCAUAAACAUGGACAAAUACGCUCAUGUGAAGUGCUAGUCAAAGUUAGUCCUAUUGUAAAAAGAAGACAUAUACUGUCUGUGAUAAAAUCACUUGCAAAUACUAAAUGAAAUCAGAAUCAUACUAUAGCAUAAUGAUUUACAUUUGUUUGUUAUACUACUAAUUUAAUUAAUCCUUUUACAACAAUGUAUAGAUACUAAACACUUGUUAAUACAUUUGCACUAUUUACUAUAAGACCCUUGCAAAUUUAAUGAUUGCUUUAUGUUCACCUAUAUCUAUAUACAGAAUAAAAAGAUAGCUUCACAUACAUACUUGAUUAUUGAUCAGAAAGUUUUACUGUGCGGACUUGGAUCAUGGUCAGGCUGAAGUCAUGUUACAGAACAAGCUUUUAAAUUAGGUCAUGUAGUAAAAGGUGUUUGUCACAAACAAACAUUUCAGAUUACAGUAUCAUAAUUUGUAGAUAUUUUUAUGGUUUAUAGAAAUUAUGUUCUUUUUAUUUGUAUGUUAAGGGUAUCUAACAUAUGUACAUACCAUUACAUAUUUACUCUAGUCAAUAU
Achroia grisella is the source of this 1490-nucleotide messenger RNA. Its product is annotated as sentrin-specific protease 8. The record is from RefSeq and is a predicted model, not a curated record. NCBI's taxonomy places the organism in Eukaryota, Metazoa, Arthropoda, Insecta, Lepidoptera, Pyralidae. Bases 405 to 1043 code for a protein of 212 amino acids. Gene Ontology annotation, biological process: proteolysis. Gene Ontology annotation, molecular function: deNEDDylase activity; cysteine-type peptidase activity. The transcript is spliced from 3 exons.